Molecule: messenger RNA, 5388 nt
Organism: Hippocampus zosterae (dwarf seahorse)
Lineage: Eukaryota; Metazoa; Chordata; Actinopteri; Syngnathiformes; Syngnathidae
Exons: 3
Coding region: 3340-4389 (349 amino acids)
Source: RefSeq, a predicted model, not a curated record
UACACUGCAGUCAUCGAAUCAAUCCUGUGUUCUUCCAUCACGGUUUGGUUUGGGGCCGCCACAAAAAAGGACAAAAUCCGACUUCAACGGACAGUUAGGACGGCAGAAAAAAUCGUUGGCACCGCCCUACCCACUCUUGAGGACUUGCACACUGCAAGAAUCAAGACAAGGGCACGGAAAAUCCUCCUGGAUCCCCCGCACCCUGCCCACCACCUUUUCCAGCUACUCUCCCCUCAGGCAGGCGCUACAGAUCCAUGCGCACCAAAUCCAGUAGACACUUAAACAGCUUCUUCCCUCUAGCCAUUAACUCCUUAAACAGUUACUGACGUAGUCACUCUUCUUGCACCACAAAAUGGUACUACAAAACUACUGGUUACUCUAAAAUGGUUCAGUGAUUUUGUUGUUUACCAUGAUACUAGUGCAGCGUGUUAUACCGGAGACAAAUUCCUUGUAUGUUCUACAUACUUGGCCAAUAAAGAUGAUUCUGAUUCUGAUGAAUUGAAUUGAUGUAUUUCAGUCAUUUCAUAAUUGCAUGUUCCAUCAUAAAUGAUGGAAAAAUGUUUUUUAAUUUUACCUCUGGUUAUGUGGAACUACACCUUCCUCUGUAAAAACGAGAAUUUGACGAGGCCCUAGUUUUCAGAUUUCUCAUUAAAAAAGAGGCAAUUUUAAUUACAAAACAAUAUCACUUGAUCGUCGUUGUCACAGGAACAAUGAAAAUCAGUUGAGCAUUUCACAACGUGCACCAUUGAGGUAAAAAAUAUAUACAAGUUUUGUUGCAUGCUGUAAGUCACUGUCAGGUCCAUCAAUUUGACAUUCAGACAUAAAAGACAAGGAGGAGACGGGAAACUCAAUUCUGGUACCUGGGGGAACGAGGAGAAGCAUUGGUUUCAGUUCUCUGCAUGUCACCCAAGGAUCUCCCCGCUCGCCCUCUCAUUUAUUGGGAAUCUACCGGGAAUGGGUGUGUCCAACCUAAAGGAUGAGGGCUGUUGAAGACACACUGAACUUGUUUGACUAUGUGUGUGUAUAUGUGAGUGAAAAUUACGUACAUGUGUGCAAUCAUUACAAAAACACCAAGUUGCAUCUGGUGUUGACAGUUCCGUCCAUGUCCAACCAUGCUCCCGUUUAGUCUUAAUACUUAUCUCUUCCCAACCACUUCCUCGGAUAGGUGGUUGCGUCCCUCAACUGCCACACAGUGCACUAAGAAUUCUUGAUUAUCAAUGUGAGUAUAUAAUGAGGAUUAUAUCUUUAUUCAAAGAAUGAUUGUCUACUCAUUCAAUUGAUCAAUCAGUAUUUUAUUUACAAACUCCAAUUCCAGUUAUGUUGGGGUGCUGUGUUUCCCUUGCCCAGACGUGGGUCACCGGGGCCCCCAUCUGGAGGCAGGCCUGGGGGUGGGGCUCAUUGGCGAGCGACUGGUGGCCGGGCCUGCACCCAUGGGGCCCGGCCGGGCUCAGCCUGAAGAGGCAAUGUGGGUCCCCCUUCUCAUGGACUCACCACCAAUGGGAGGGGCCAAAGGGGUCGGGUGCAGUGUGAGCUGGGCGGCAGCCAAAGGCAGGGACUCUGGCGGUCCGAUCCGCGGCUGCAGAAGCUAGCUCUAGGGACAUUUAAUGGCACCUCUCUUGCAGGGAAGGAGCCCAAGCUGGUGUGUGAGGUCGAAAAGUUCUGACUGGAUGUAGUCAGACUUGCCUCCACACACAGCCUGGGUUUUGGUACCAGUUCUCUUGUGAGGGAUUGGACUCGAUUCCACUCUGGAGUUGCCCACGGUGAGAGGCGCAGAGCAAGUGUGGGCAUACUCAUUGCCCCACGGCUCAGUGCCUGCACAUUGGGGUUCACACCGGUAGACGAGAGGGUUGCCUCCCUCCAUCUUCGGGUGGGAGGACGGGUCCUGACUGUUGUUUGUGCAUACGCACCCAACAGCAGUUCAGCGUACCCAACCCUUUUGGAGUCCUUGGAGGGUGUGCUGGAUAGUACUCCUGCUGGGGACUCCCUUGUUCUGCUGGGAGACUUCAAUGCUCAUGUGGGCAAUGACAGUGAGACCUGGAGGGGUGUGAUUGGGAGGAACGGCCCCCCCGAUCAGAACUCGAGUGGUGUUUUGUUAUUGGACUUCUGUGCUCAUCACGGAUUGUCCGUAAUGAACACCUUGUUCAAACAAGCGUGUCCAUAUGUGCACUUGGCACCAGGACACCUUUGGCCGCAGUUCGAUGAUUGACUUUGUGGUUGUAUCAUCGGAUUUGCGGCCGCAUGUGUUGAACACUUGGGUGAAGGGAGGGGCGGAGCUGUCACCGGAUCACCACCUGGUGGUGAGUAAGCUCCGAUGGUGGGGGAAAAUGCCCGUCCGGCCUGGCAGACCGAAACUAUUGUGAGGGUUUGCUGGCAGCGUCUGACAGAAUCCCCUGUCAGAAAGAGUUUCAACUUCCACCUCCGACAGAGUGGACCAUGUUCUGAGCCUCUAUUGUUGAGGCGGCCAAUCUGAGUAGUGGCCGUAAAGUGGUUGGUGCCUGUUGUGGGAACCCCUGUACUCGCUGGUGGACACCAGCAGUAAAGGAUGCCGUCAAGCUGAAGAAGGAGUCCUAUCGGGCCUUUAUGGCCUGUGGGACAACCAAAAGCAGCUGACGGGUAUCGACUGGCCAAGCGGAAUGCAGCUUCGGUGGUUGCCGAGGCAAAAACUUGGGCAUGGCAGGAGUUCGGUGAGGCCAUGGAAGCCGGCCUCCGGACAGCUUCGAGGAAAUUCUGGUCCACCAUCCGACGUCUCAGGAGGGGGAAACAAUGCAUUGUGUACAGUGGGGAUGGGGCGCUGUUGACCUCGACUUGAGAUGUUGUGAGCCGGUGGGCGGAGUACUUCAAAGACCUCCUCAACUCCACCAGCACGUCUUCCUUGGAGGAAGCAGAGUCUGCGGACUCUGAGGUGGCCUUUCCUAUCUCUGUGGUUGAAGUCACCAAUGUGGUUUUGGAAGAUCCUCAGUGGCAAGGCCCCAGGGGUGGAUGAGAUCCCCCCGGAGUUCCUCAAGGCUCUAGAUGUUGUGGGGCUGUCCUGGUUGACACGCCUCUGCAACAUCGCGUGGUCAGCAGGGAUAGUGCCUCUGGAUUGGCAGACCGGGGUGGCGGUUCCUCUUUUUAAAAAGGGGGACCGGAGGGUUUGUACCAACCAUAGAGGGAUCACACUCCUCAGCCUCCCUGGUAAGGUCUAUUCAGGGGUGCUGGAGAGGCGGGUCCGUCAGGAAGUAUAGCCUCAGAUUGAGGAGGAGCAGUGUGGUUUUCGUCCCGGCUGUGGAACAGUGGACCAGCUGCCCACCCUUUGCAGGGUCCUCAAGGUUUAUGCGGGAAUUCGCCCAACCAGUCUAGAUGUGUUUUGUGGACUUGGAGAAGGCGUUUGAACGUGUCCCUCAGGGAGUUCUGUGGGGGGUGCUUCGUGGAUAUGGGGUACCAAACCUCCUGAUCCGGUCUGUUGGGUCAUUAUACCACCGAUGUCAGAGUUUGGUUCGCAGUAAGUUGGAAUCGUUUCCAGUGAGGGUUGGACUCCGCCAAAGCUGCCCUUUGUUGCCGAUUCCGUUCAUAACCUUGAUGGACAGAAUUUCUAGGCGCCACCGAAGCGUUGAGGGGGUCCGUUUUGGUGGCCUCAGUAUUGCAUCUCUGCUUAUUGCAGAUUAUGUGAUACUGUUGGCUCCUUCAAGCAGUGCUCUCCAAUUCCCACUGGAGCGCUUUGCAGCCGAGUGUGAAGCGGUUGGGAUGAAAAUCGGCACCGCCAAAUCUGAAACAAUGGUCCUCAGUCGGAAAAGGGUGGACUGCCCUCUACGGGUCGGGGAGAAGAUCUUGCCCCAAGUGCAGGAGUUUAAGUAUCAUGGGGUCUUGUUCACGAGUGAGGGCAGGAGAGAGCGAGAGAUCGACAGGCGGAUCGGUGCAGCGUCUGCUCUGAUGCGGACUUUGUAUCGGUCUGUCGUGGAAAAGAAGGAGCUGAGCCAAAGGGCGAAGCGCUCAAUUUACAGGUCGAUCUACGUUCCAGCAAUCAUCUAUGGUCAUGAGCUAUGGGUCGUGACCGAAAGAACGAGAUCCCGGAUACAAGUGGCCAAAAUGAGCUUUCUCCGCAGGGUGUCCGGGCUCUCUCUUAGAGAUAAGGUGAGAAGCUCGGUCAUCCGGGAGGGGCUCAGAGUCGAGCCGCUUCUCCACCACAUCGAGAGGAGCCACAUGAGGUGGCUUGCGCAUGUGAUUCGGAUGCCUCCUGAACGCCUCCCUGGUGAGGUGUUACGGACAUGUCCCACUGGGAGGAGACCCCGAGGACAACCCAGGACACACAGGAGAGGCUAUAUCACCCAGCUGGCCUGGGAACGCCUCGUGGUCCCUGGGGAGAGCUGGAAGAAGUCGAUAGGGAGAGGGAAGUCUGGGCUUCCCUGCUAAUGCUGCUGCCCCCGCGACCCGGCCAUGCAUAAGCGGUAGAAGAUGGAUGGAUGGAUGGAUGGCCCGAAACUUUUACUAUGGGCAAUCAGAAUCAUCUUUAUUGACCAAGUAUGUAGAACAUACAAGGAAUUUGUCUCCGGUAUAACACGCUGCAUUAGUAUCACCAUAAACAAGGACAUGACAAAUAGGUAUGGAAGGACAUUUUGUAAUGUAAGUGAACCGUAGUGCGGUGGUACCACCCAGUGACAACUGUGAGACAAUGUGCAAAGUAUCAAGCAGAGCUAAAGUGAUCGGUGGUAGAAUACAAUACUAUGACAGUUUGUAUAGUUGGUACAGAAAAUCAUUGAACCAUUUUCGAGUGACCAGUAGCAUUAUUUUUUGGACAAGAAGAGUGACUACGUCAGUGACUGUUUAGGGAGAUAAUGUCUAGAGGGAAGAAGCUGUUUAAGUGUCUGCUGGAUUUGGUGCGCAUUGAUCUGUAGCGCCUGCCUGAGGGGAGUAGCUGGAAAAGGUGGUGGGCAGGGUGCGGGGGAUCCAGGAGGAUUUUCCGUGCCCUUGUCUUCAUUCAUGCAGUGUGCAAGUCUUCAAGAGUGGGUAGGGCGGUGCCAAUGAUUUUUUCCGCCGUCCUAACUGUCCGUUGAAGUCGGAUUUUGUCCUUUUUUGUGGCGGCCCCAAACCAAACCGUGAUGGAAGAACACAGGAUUGAUUCGAUGACUGCCGUGUAGAACUGACGUAGCACCCCCUGUGGCAGGCCAUGCUUCCUCAGCAGCCUCAGGAAGUACAUCCUCUGCUGGGCCCUUUUCAGGAUGGAGAUGGUGUUGACUUCCCACUUCAUGUCCUGGGAGACUGUGAUUCCCAGGAACUUGAAUGUCUCGACGGUUGACACGGGGCAGUUGGAUAGUGUGAGGGGCAACUGUGGAGAAGAAUGUUUCCUGAAGUCCACGAUCAUCUCUAGAGUCUUGAGCGUGUUCAGCCCGAGGUUGUGUCGGCUGCACCAGA